Molecule: messenger RNA, 1418 nt
Organism: Urocitellus parryii (Arctic ground squirrel)
Lineage: Eukaryota; Metazoa; Chordata; Mammalia; Rodentia; Sciuridae
Gene: Dusp19
Product: dual specificity phosphatase 19
Biological process (GO): protein dephosphorylation; regulation of MAP kinase activity
Cellular component (GO): cytoplasm
Molecular function (GO): JUN kinase phosphatase activity
Source: RefSeq, a predicted model, not a curated record
UUACAUCGCGGCUGUGGGAAAAAGACUGUGGGACUGUUCAGGUCUCCCAGGGUGUGGUGGCUACCUAACGCCUCACCUGGGGAGGCAAGCGCCCCGCGGCUGUAUUUAUUACCUGAGCAAUAAGGGACGAGCAGUUCAGCCCUUCUCUGUGUUUGCUGGAUUUGCUUGCAUUUGUUCCCAGCCACUGCUCAUGUAAUGCACUCCCUUAGCCAGGAAAUUAAAGCAUUCUCCCGGAAUAAUCUCAGGAAGCAAUGCACCAGGGUGACAACGCUAACUGGAAAGAAAAUUAUAGAAACAUGGAAAGAUGCCAGAAUUCAUGUUGUGGAAGAAGUACAGCCAAGCGAGGGGGUUGGUUGUGGUUAUGUGCAGGACCUUAGCUUGGACCUGCAAGUUGGCGUUAUUAAGCCAUGGUUGCUUCUGGGGUCACAAGAUGCUGCUCACGACCUGGAUGUACUGAAAAAGCACAAGGUGACUCAUAUUCUUAAUGUUGCAUAUGGAGUUGAGAAUGCUUUCUUCAAUGAGUUUACGUAUAAAAGCAUUUCUAUAUUGGACCUUCCUGAAACCAAUAUCCUGUCUUAUUUUCCAGAAUGUUUUGAAUUCAUUGAACAAGCAAAAAUGAAGGAUGGUGUGGUUCUUGUUCAUUGUAAUGCAGGGGUUUCCAGGGCUGCUGCAAUUGUUAUAGGCUUCCUGAUGAAUUCUGAAGAAAUUUCAUUUACCAGUGCUUUUGCUUUGGUGAAAAAUGCAAGACCUUCCAUAUGUCCAAAUUCUGGCUUCGUGGAGCAACUUCGCACAUAUCAAGAAAGCAAAGAAAGCAAUAAGUAUGACAAAAUACCACAAUUGGAAAGUGGCAACAGUUCAUGAGUUGCAUUCUAAAUGCAGACGAUAGACUAAUGUAAUAUCUGAAUUGGCCUCUGUAGCUGUCUUUUCCUCUUUAGGAGAGUAGACUACUAAAUUUCCUUUUCUUUUACUUUUUACAAAUGGAAAUGGAAAUCAAUUUGAUUGUCCUGAGCUAGUAUAUGAAUAAAUUUUUAAAUUAUAUUACUUUCUGUUAUUAUAAUGCUUGGUAAAGUUAAUUACUAAGAGAAAAUAACAGUGAAUUAUGAAUCAUUGAUUUUUACAGAAGAAAAAAUUUAAAUUUAAAUUCUAUAUUAUAGCAUGGAAAGAAUAGAUCAGUUAAUGAAGUCUUUAGUAUUUUUCUGUUCUAACACCUGUUUUCAUGAGUGAAAAAACUUGAAUGCUACUUGACAUACUGUUUUAGAGAAAGGUAAAUUUUUCGUAAAGAAUAUUUUAAAGAUUAAAAAUGAAUACCUUCAACCUCCCAAAAGAGUCCCAGAAUCUAAAGGUUUAUACAGCAUUUAUGUAGUAGUAACUAGGCAUGGUGGCAUGUGCCUAUAAUUCCAGCAACUCAGGAGGCUGAG